Molecule: messenger RNA, 1021 nt
Organism: Musca domestica (house fly)
Lineage: Eukaryota; Metazoa; Arthropoda; Insecta; Diptera; Muscidae
Exons: 5
Coding region: 418-945 (175 amino acids)
Source: RefSeq, a predicted model, not a curated record
GAUUUGCAAAACUUACUAGUUAAAAUAAAAAAGAAAACAAAAUCCAAGUGUCCGAAUAUAUAAUAAAAAAAUACAGGCCCCCUGAAGAUUAUUUAAUUUUACUUACAUUAAUCGACAAUAAACAGUUGCGUAUGUAAGGAAAAAAGCGAAACGGGUGACAGUCUUGCGAAAAUUGUUGUGGAAAUAAUUUUAAAAUUAAUUGAAAAUGAUAGAUUUAAAAGGGGUCCGUCUACUUUUCCAGUAAACUCUUUCGAGUAAGGAUAUACAAGAAAGACAGGAAUGUAGCUUUGGGCCAAUUUGGCUAUUUGAUUGAUCGGCUUGGUACAAGAGGAAACAGCUUCACCUGCAGAGCACCGGUGACUGCGACCAUCGACAUAAAUUACUUGCGACUAACGGUAAAGGCGACGAUUCUCGUAAAUGGCACCGUGGAAUCUAAUUCUGUGCUCUCUCGCAUUGCUCACAAAUAAGUCACUCGGCCUGUCGGUAUCUCAUCGCACGUAUUCAAGUCGUAUGGCAGCGUCGUUAGCAGGCCAGAUUAAAAAUGGGUCACAACCUUCGUCGGUGUUAGUGAUAGGAGAAGAAGCGGACGUUUUAACACCCGGUCAAAUGGUUUUUGGGGCUAUACCAGAGCAAGAUCGAGGAAAUUUCCUCCUAUAUCAAAUAGCGAUGGGUCUAUUCCGGAUGCCAGAACUUGCCACUAAGGAGAACAUGGUACGAAGUUUGGGGGACUGGAUUGAUUAUUUUGAAGAACGUCAUCCAGCUUUUAAGGACGUGCCUACUUACCAGGGCUUUGCUGGCGAUUUAUUGCACUGGUUAAUGGAGAAGUUUCAGUUAACACCUGAGGACGUUCACAAUCAACUGCGAGGACGAACGCCGCUCAUGUGCACGUCAGCGGGUGUCUGUUACAGUCCCAAUGACGUCGUGUGCUUUUGUUGUCCGUUUUGAGUUGCCCUGCACGGAAAAUCAAUGGCAAAGUGGGAACCAACAAUAAAACAUUGUCUUGGAGGAAUAAAUUUUGGAA